UUUUACUUCUUCCAGCUUCCAUAUUCAUUUCUCGUUGAGGAGCAGGCGAAGCGCACCACCACUACCACUUCAAAUACCCAUCCUCCCAAAAAAAAAAGAUAGAUAGACAUGGUUUCGACAAAGACAAUCGUUGUGGCCUCUGCCGUGACCGCCGCCGUCGCCGCUGUCAGCUACGCCGCCUACUUUGACUACAAGCGCCGCAACGACCGCCAGUUCCGGCGCAAGCUGCAGAGGGACCGCAAGAAGGCAGAGAAGGCCGCGGGCAAGUCGGCAAAGACCGCCUCGGUAGACGUUGAGGAGCAGGCGAUUGAGCUGCUGAACCAAGUAGCGAAGGAGAAGCUGCCGGUGACGGCUGAGGAGAAGGAGCAGUUCUUCAUGGCACAGGUAUCCAAGGGCGAGACGCUGUCUGCUGCAGGUCCCGGAGCGUAUGCUGAGGCUGCGUGCCGGUUCUACCAGGCGCUGAAGGUGUACCCGAACCCGAUCGAACUGGUGAUGAUUUACCAGAAGACCACCCCGGAGCCUGUGUUCAAGCUAGUUAUGUCCAUGAUGGCCCAGGAGGUGCGCCAGAAGCAGGCCCGGUACUUUGACGUGUUCCCGCCGAAGGACAAGAAUGUCGAGAUCAAGGACAAGAACAAGAAGGAGAAGAAGAGCAAGAAGGGAAAGAAGCAGGAGGAGGCGUCCGAGGACGAGGUCGCGACGGCCAACCGCGGCCUGUUUGCCACCAAGGAUUUUGCCGCCGGCGAGGUGAUCUACGAGGAGGAAUCCGUUAUCUCGACCCUGCACCCGCGUGCCCAGAACGGCCAGUUCUGCUACCACUGCCUCAAGGCUAUCCCUGGCGCUACCCCACGUGUCAAGAAGGCUGAACCCGAGGCUGAGAGCGUCGAUGAGACUCCGGUUCCGUUUGAGGAGUCAAAGAUCGAGGAGAUCAUUGAUGAGGUCAAGGAAGUUGACGAGGAUACCAUUGAGGAGACCGCCGAAGAGGCCGCCGAGGAGGCCGCCGAGGAGGCUACUGAGGAAGCUACUGAGGAGGUUGUCGAGGAGGUUGUCGAGGAGGCUGCUGAGGAGGCUGCUAAGGAGACCACGCCAGAGGAGUCCGAGGCCGAAGGUGUUGCUCUGGAGAUCCUGUCGCUUGGCAGCGUCGAGUCUAUCGUCGCUGUGGCUACCCCCGCUCCUACACCGAUCGUCACUGCCGAGCCCAAGGUUGUUGAGGAUGCCCAGGAGGAGGAGGAGGAGGAGGAGAAGGAGGAGAAGAAGCCAACAGAGGAGGAGGUCGCCGAGGCCAAGGACAUUGACACCGCCUUCGACUGCAGCAAGUGCCACGAGGCGGUCUACUGCUCAGAGAAGUGCCGCCAGGAUGCUUUCGACGCUUAUCACCAGUUCCUGUGCCCCAACAGCGGCAGCCCCGCCGCCAAGGAGUUUGCCAAGUUCACCCGCGACAUCCACGAGCUGGCCGGCAUCCUGGUCGCCAAGUUCUUCGGCACUCUGGUCGACCGCGAGAAGAAGAAGGAGCUUGCCCGCACCCUGGGCGGCGCCGAUGACACCGAGGACGAGUACACGACCUGGGAGCACAUCGAGCGCAUGCGCUUCCUGGAGCUGAUCCCCACCGCCAACGACGCCCAGACGCUGCACAAGCUGGGACAGCUGAUGAGCGACUCGGUGCCUGGCCUCAGCGAGUUUGUCAACGAGGAGCGCUUCACUAUGCUCAAGGGCAAGCUCGACUACAACGCCUACGCUGUGCACGCAGCCGAGGGCGUCGAGGUGCCGGCUGAGACCGAGGAGACGCAUGUGUCUGAUUCGGUGCGCGACGACCACUCGUCGGAGCCCGUCGGCAUGGCGCUUUACUUGAUCUCGUCUCAUCUGGCACACGACUGUGACCCGAAUGUGCAGAUCGUGUUCCCCGACAGCACCGACAAGGCAGCCCUCAAGACGCUCAAGCCCAUUGCCAAGGGCGACGAGCUGCGCGUGGCCUACGUCGACCCGGCGCUUGACAAGGAGACCCGGCAGAAGGCGCUCAAGGGCACCUACCGCCUGGACUGCACCUGCCACAAGUGCCAAUCCGAGUAAAUCCAGCACUCGCUGUAUUUGAUUAAAUAAAUUCUUGAUUUUUCGCUACUUGUGCCAAUUGGCCGCAGGCCCGCUUCUAGUCACGAGACCUGCGGGCUGCGGCUAGCAGGAGAAAAAUUAGCAUGGAUGCGGGCAAGCGUUAAACCGAACACGCCCGCUGGCCGCAGACUG
Linderina pennispora is the source of this 2235-nucleotide messenger RNA. RefSeq names its product MAS20-domain-containing protein. Gene Ontology annotation, molecular function: protein binding. Gene Ontology annotation, biological process: protein targeting. NCBI's taxonomy places the organism in Eukaryota, Fungi, Kickxellomycota, Kickxellomycetes, Kickxellales, Kickxellaceae. Gene Ontology annotation, cellular component: nucleus; mitochondrial outer membrane translocase complex. The transcript is spliced from 2 exons. Bases 109 to 2064 code for a protein of 651 amino acids. The record is from RefSeq and is a predicted model, not a curated record.